Messenger RNA from Wallemia mellicola CBS 633.66, 879 nucleotides. RefSeq lists its product as hypothetical. The coding region runs from base 1 to 879 and encodes 292 amino acids. The transcript has 4 exons. NCBI's taxonomy places the organism in Eukaryota, Fungi, Basidiomycota, Wallemiomycetes, Wallemiales, Wallemiaceae. The record is from RefSeq and is a predicted model, not a curated record.
AUGUCGAUUUACUCACUUUUGAGAGAUGGCGAACAGUUUACAGAAACGACUAGCAGCUCUGACUAUAAUAGUAGAAUUGAUACUUAUUCGAAAGCUACAUUAGUAGAGAUACAUUCUAUAGUACGAUCUCUUGAAAAUGACCUCAGUCUUUGUUUGAGAGAUGACUACAAACAGCAAAGUAUUCUAAAUGUUAAACAUUACAGCGAUAUUGUUUACACCCUUGCAGCUGAUUUUCAUAACAAUAUUAACACGAUCGCAUUAGAAAAUAACAAGAAUAAUAAAGAAAUACUCAAUGAAAUUACUCGCUUUAAUGCCAGACAAAUGCAAUUCAACAUGUCCCUAAUGUCUUGGUUGCAAACAUCCCAGAGAGUUAAAGAGCUAAACAACGCAGAUUUGGUAAAUCUCGUUAAAUCAAGCAGACAAUUUUAUGCUUUAGCUAUUGAACAACUUUAUAAUACUAUAGAUUUAUCGAUAUAUGAAGACAGUCGUUUAGUCCAUGCCAUUAUCAAUCUCAUUUACUCUUUAAACCAAUCAUCUAAUAAUUCACGACAUAUACGCAAAUUAAAACUCAAUUAUUCUUCUCUCAACUACCAAAUUAUACGUAAAAAUCUACUACAAAAUCUCUUGGAAUUGAUACCAGCUACUACGUACACAUCUGAUGGUCGAAAAAGACGAUUCGUAUUGAAAAUUAUCAAUACAGAACCUGAGGAUAUACUCCAUACGGAUAGGAUUGCAAACUUACUAACUCAGAUACCUCAACUUGAGACUUUAGUGAUGGUCAUGAAAUCUUCUUCUAAAACAUUAACAGUCAAACGCGAUCAAUCUAGUCAAAUUGAAGAAUUUUAUGAGUUCGUAAGGCGGAGUGAUGAAAGUACAUGA